GGAGCCCAGUGUCCCGGCCCAGGUGCUUGGCGCCCCGCAGUGGCGGUCUGCAUGCGUGGCCUCUGCGGGCACCCGGGAAACCCUUAGGCGGAGAGGAGGAGCCAGGGACACCAAUCGGGUGGAGUCGGGAGCCGGGUGUGGUGGAGGCGGACUUCCUGGGCCCUGCUCUACCAUGGCGUUUGGGAAAAAUCAUCGGGAUCCCUAUGCGACCUCUGUGGGCCACCUAAUAGAAAAGGCUACAUUUGCUGGAGUUCAGACUGAAGAUUGGGGACAGUUCAUGCAUAUUUGUGACAUAAUUAAUACUGCUCACGAUGGGCCAAAAGAUGCAGUAAAAGCUUUGAAGAAAAGGAUUUUCAAAAAUUAUAAUCAUAAAGAAAUUCAACUUACAUUGUCACUUAUUGACAUGUGCAUGCAGAACUGCGGUCCAAGUUUCCAGUCUCUAAUUGUGAAGAAGGAAUUUGUUAAAGAUAGUCUAGCUAAACUGCUGAGUCCCAGAUACACCUUGCCAUUAGACAUUCAGAACAGAAUCUUAAAUUUAAUUAAGACCUGGUCACAAGGUUUCCCAGGAGGUGUGGAUGUAAGUGAAGUGAAGGAAGUAUACCUUGACCUGCUUAAGAAAGGUGUUCAGUUUCCCCUCUCAGAUACAGAGGCUAAAUCAACAAGGCAAGAGACUGCUCAGAUCUUAUCGAAUCCAACAACAUCUGUUCCUACUGCACCAGCUCUUUCUUCUAUAAUUGCUCCCAAGAACUUGACUAUUACAUUGGCCCCAGAACAGAUCGGAAAAUUGCAUAGUGAAUUGGAUAUGGUGAAAAUGAAUGUGAGAGUAAUGUUUGCUAUACUGAUGGAGAAUAUUCCUGGGUCUGAAAACCGUGAAGAUAUAGAGCUUCUGCAGAAACUUUAUAAGACAUGUCGAGAGAUGCAGGAGAGGAUCAUGGACCUGCUUGUCGUGGUGGAGAAUGAAGACUUAACUGUUGAACUAAUUCAAGUAAAUGAGAACUUGAAUAAUGCCAUUCUUGGCUAUGAAAGGUUUGUUCGAAAUCAGCAGAGAAUUUUGGAAGAAAAUAAGAACCAGAAUGGCAAUAUACAUACUACCAGUGAACCCUCUGCUCCAUCUUCUGAUCUCCUUGACCUAAGCCCCAGUCCUCCUCUGUCAAGUGCCACUCUGGGAGAAAUCAACGCAGUGAAUUCUCAUCUUUCAAACUUAAAUCUCAGCUCUCCAAGUCAUGUUGUAACAAACGACUUGAAACCCAGUAUUUAUCCACAGGAGGAUUUAUUAGCCUUGGAAAAUACAGAAGUGCCUCUGUUAACCAAAAGGAUCAGUGAAAACCUCACUUUGGGCCAUAUGUAUGAGAAUUGUCCAGAACAUUCAAAUUCAAUACUACUGCAGCCAGUUAAUCUACAGGAUAUUCCAGCAGCACCAUUAAGCCAGAGACUGCCACCCUUGCCCAGCAAUCAUCCAGCUAUGACAAAGAAUGAUCUCCAGGCACCCAAUUACUAUGAGGUAAUGGAGUUUGAUCCCUUAGCUCCUGCUGCCACUACCGAAACUAUUUAUGAAGAAAUUGAUGCUCAUCAUUUUAAAGGACCUCAAAGUCAUAAAGAAUGUUGAGGUAAAAACCAAAAUUUAACCAACUUACACUCUAUAUGAUGUUCAUGUGGAUGGUCAAUUCACAUUAGGGGAGCCAGCUCUAAAAGGUAGCUUGGUCCAGAAGAGAAGACCUAUGAUGAUGAAACAUUUCUCCUUCACAACAAUGAAGUUUAACAGAAGAGCAACAGUUUCAGUGACAUUUAUGCUUCCUGGCAACAGUUUAAGCUUUCCCUCUAAAGAACAUGACUAUAACAUAUAUUCACAAGUUAAACUCAUUGAUCUGAGACCAGAUUUAAUUGUAGCAUCUUAUGUUUCACAGUCUUCCUAUACUUACAGAUCAUCACACAACUAAAGAAUACAUUUUACUAAAAUAAUUCUGAAUUGAUAAGUAUGAAAUGUGAAAAAAUACUCAGGAAAAGCAUGAGUGCCUUCAUUUGACUAAAGUUGAAUGUAAAAGUCAAUUUGCACUUCUUUAUAAAUAUGAUCCUUAGUAAUACUAACUGUUCUGGUUUUUUUUUUUUCAUUUUAAAUGCAGCUUAUUUGGAAUAAAGAUUACUGAAAUUGUACAUUCAUUUACAGACAGAUACUAAUGACAUUAUUA
Erinaceus europaeus (western European hedgehog) is the source of this 2186-nucleotide messenger RNA. RefSeq names its product target of myb1 like 1 membrane trafficking protein (gene TOM1L1). The record is from RefSeq and is a predicted model, not a curated record. Gene Ontology annotation, cellular component: membrane; endosome. NCBI's taxonomy places the organism in Eukaryota, Metazoa, Chordata, Mammalia, Eulipotyphla, Erinaceidae. Gene Ontology annotation, biological process: signal transduction. Bases 173 to 1606 code for a protein of 477 amino acids. The transcript has 16 exons. Gene Ontology annotation, molecular function: ubiquitin binding; clathrin binding; phosphatidylinositol binding.